Molecule: messenger RNA, 1206 nt
Organism: Aspergillus tubingensis
Lineage: Eukaryota; Fungi; Ascomycota; Eurotiomycetes; Eurotiales; Aspergillaceae
Product: lactonase family protein
Exons: 2
Coding region: 1-1206 (401 amino acids)
Molecular function (GO): 6-phosphogluconolactonase activity; protein binding
Source: RefSeq, a predicted model, not a curated record
AUGGGUCGACAACUAGCUCUCAGUUGGCUGGCAACAUGUCUGUCUUUGGCGACAGCAACCAAUCUCUACGCUACCCACUAUGACGGGUCCGUCUACAGCCUCUCCCUUCAGGACAGCGACGGCACCUACUCCCUGUCCAUCGCCUCCUCGCUCAAGACUUGUGGCUCGAUGCCCAGCUGGCUUACCUUCGACUCGGCCUCGCGCAUUCUUUACUGCUCCGAUGAGUCUGGCGAUGCGUCCACCAAUGGAUCUCUGACCACUCUGGCGGCCGACCAGGACGGCACCCUCACGGAGAUAGCCACUGCUGCGGCACCGGGGGGCGGGGUAAACAGUAUCUUCUAUAGCGGUGAUGACGGCACUCAAUAUCUAGCCAUCGCUCACUAUGGUGGUUCUGCGAUGUCCACUUUCCGCCUUCCUUUGAAUGAUGGAGAUGAAAAUCUCCAGGUUUUCCGCUACACCCUCUCAGAAACCAAACAGAACCCGCAGCAGAAUGCGCCUCAUCCUCAUCAAGUCCUCCUAGACCCGACUGGAUCAUUCAUACUCGUGCCGGACUUGGGAGCGGAUCUCGUCCGCGUCUAUGCCAUCGACAAGUCUACUGGUGAGUUGGACGGGGCCUGCCCUGAUCUGACUUAUCCGGAGGGCAGCGGACCGAGACACGGCCUCUUCUGGCAGACGGAGCACUCUACACUCACCAGACAACUAAAGACUCGGCAGCAAGACAGUCAGAUCUUGUAUAUUGUCGAUGAGCUGGACGGACACUUUAAAGGAUUCACGGUCUCCUACACGUCCGAUGGCUGUCUCAGCUUUGACGAGUUUCAGUCGUUCGAGCCAUACACCGACGGCCAGCUACCGGACGGGGCUACACCAUCGGAAAUCCGUCAAGCGGGCAACUCGUUGUAUGUGUCGAUCCGGAGCGAUCAAGGCUUCGCCCCCAACGACUCAAUGGCAAAUUUGGACCAUUCCUCGAAUAACACGGUCACCUUGAACGAGCUCACCUCAUCUUACGGCAAGGUGCCCCGGACGUUUGUGAUCAACAAGGCGGGAGAUUUGGUUGCGAUUGGCGAUCAAUCGUCGUCGAAUGUUGCGAUUGUAACGCGGGACCCGCAGACUGGAAAGCUGGGGGAUGAGGUGGCGAAUGUGCAGAUCGGCGAACCGGGGGUGGUUGGAACAUCAACGGGGUUGAGCAGUGUGGUAUGGGAUGAGUAG